AUGGCGUCGUCGGUCACUCCGCCACCCAGCGGCGGCGGGCGUCCCCAUCACGCCUCUCCCGCCUCCUUCCCUGCAGCCGCUGCUGCAUCGUCCGCAUCGGCUCUGUACGGCCUUGCGGGGGGGAUUCCGCUGAUCAAGUCGCCCGCCCUGCGCAUUCCACCGCGUCCGCAGCUGCCUGUGGCGCAGCUGCAUCCGCUCCCGCCGGCGCUGGAGGCGUACUUUGUCUACGACUUCCACCUUGAGGACUACGUCCUCCGUCAGCCACGUGCCGCGCUGGCGUCUGCACGCCACGCCGCAGAGGUAUACCUCGCGCAGCGGCAGAAGGCCAAGAAGAUGCGCGAAGAGGAGCAACUGCGCAUGAUCGCACCUGGCUGGCGGCCAGAUGCGCCUGCGCUCAUACCACAACGGAGCGAGACACGCACCAUCACACACGCUAGUGGGGGUGGGGUCGGCGCUAGUGGUGGCGGUGAGCAGCAGGGGCACGUAGACGCUUGCGCGGACCCGGGCGGUAGCAGCAGAACGGAUGCAAGCGAGGCGCAGAAGCAAAAUGACCUCAUGGCUGAGAUGCUCGAUCGGCUUGAGGCAAUGGAUGCGGCGGGUAGUGCCUCCAAGCUGAUGUGA
Molecule: messenger RNA, 621 nt
Organism: Tilletiaria anomala UBC 951
Lineage: Eukaryota; Fungi; Basidiomycota; Exobasidiomycetes; Georgefischeriales; Tilletiariaceae
Exons: 2
Coding region: 1-621 (206 amino acids)
Source: RefSeq, a predicted model, not a curated record